AUGUCAUUCAACCUUCUGCACGUUGUUAAGCCUUUGGUGCCUUACAUCCCCGAUGUUCAGUCUCCAUCUAGGACAAUUACUUUCCACGAAAGAUUUAUCUGGACAACACUUGCAAUCUUGAUAUAUUUGGUCUCAUCCCAGGUCCCUUUGUUUGGAAUAAUCUCGAAUGAUGCAGCAGAUCCUUUGCAAUGGAUGAGAGCAAUGAUGGCAUCCAACAGAGGAACACUUAUGGACCUUGGAACAAGCCCUGUGGUCACAUCUAGCCUUAUAAUGCAAUUCCUAACCAUGUCUGAGAUAUUGAAGGUUGAUUGGUCCAUUAAAGAGGAUAAGAAUCUACACAAUGCAACACAGAGGCUUAUAUCACUUAUAAUGACAGUUGGGCAAGCGUUCGUGCAAGUGUACACAGGAUUCUACGGCAGUCCAAAGAGCCUUGGAACGAUCUAUUGCCUCCUCCUUGUUAUGCAGCUAAUCUUUUCAGGUGUCAUAAUAAUACUCUUGGAUGAGCUACUUCAGAAGGGAUAUGGCCUUGGAAAUGGAGUCAAUCUGUUUAUUGCAACAAAUGUCUGCGAAAGUAUUGUUUGGAAAGCUUUCAGCCCAAAGGUGCUUUUCACUGGACGGGGUAUAGAAUUCGAAGGGUCGGUGAUUGCAUUAUUCCAUCUUCUAGUUGUAAGAAAAAACAAAUUUGCAGCAAUAUACGAAGCUUUCUUCAGGCAAAAUCUUCCAAACUUAUUUUCACUACUUUCGACUGUUCUUCUGUUUACACUUGUAAUAUACCUUCAGGGCAUAAGAGUUGAGCUUCCAACUGAGUCUUCACAAGUUAGGGGGCAUGUGGCCAAAUUCCCUAUAAAGCUGCUUUAUACAUCUACUAUGCCCAUCAUCGCUCAGAACUACAUAGUCGGACAUAUUUCAUCCAUUUCUUCAUUCCUCUACAGGAGAUGGCCUCAGAAUCUAGUUGUCAAAAUCCUUGGGGUCUGGAAUACAUCAAAGGGGGGAAGAUACAUGCCUGUAAGUGGAAUCAGUUAUUAUAUCACAUCUCCAGAAUCCAUUCUUGAGGGCUUAAGAGAUCCUCUGCGAUUUUUUGCCUAUCUCUCUAUCAUGCUUUUAACAUCAGCCAUUCUUAGCACGUCAUGGCUUGAACUGAAUGAGCUAUCUCCAGAAAAGGCUGCACAGAAACUCAAGGAGUCAAGGAUGAGAUUGAAAGGAGUAAGAGAGGCGAGCACGGCCACCGUUCUUUCUAGAUAUAUCCCGACUGCAGCAUUUCUUGGUGGAAUUCUUACUUCCAUGGUUGUGAUACUGUCCAAUCUUUUUGAUGCCAUUGGAAGCGGUACAAACAUUUUCCUGGCCACCUCGAUUGUAAAUCAGUACUUGGAUAUGUUUGCCAAAGAAACAACCCAGAAAAACAGUGAAAUAGGUUUUAUCGAGUAA
Messenger RNA from Encephalitozoon romaleae SJ-2008, 1425 nucleotides. RefSeq names its product protein transport protein Sec61 subunit alpha. Bases 1 to 1425 code for a protein of 474 amino acids. Gene Ontology annotation, molecular function: signal sequence receptor activity; ribosome binding; transmembrane protein transporter activity. Lineage: Eukaryota; Fungi; Microsporidia; Unikaryonidae. Gene Ontology annotation, biological process: post-translational protein targeting to membrane, translocation; SRP-dependent cotranslational protein targeting to membrane, translocation. The record is from RefSeq and is a predicted model, not a curated record. Gene Ontology annotation, cellular component: Sec61 translocon complex; membrane. The transcript has 2 exons.